UCUCCGGAGCCACUGGUUACGGAUGAAAUGACUGCGGCAGAUAAUUAUUAUACUUGGACCGUCGUCGUAGCUCGACUCGUUUCACUGCUGUACUACAGCACCGGCACCUAAAUCACCACACACGUCCGGCGACCGCGAGCGUGCGCUAAAUCCCGAAUCCGCGUUCUCUCGUCGAUUUGCCGACGUCACACGCGCGCACACAAUAUAUUAUACACUUGUGGUGGUCGCUAAAAUAAUUGCACAUCGUCCGGUGCCGCUUGACAUAACGAACACUGCCGACCGUCAUGCCUACUUCCGGCGGAAGUUGCGAGUGCUCGUGGUCCGACUCGUCGUUCCUGUCCGGGUCGUGCGGCAACACCGGCGGCCUGGCGUUUUUCAUGUCGUUGGUGGACCUGGUGAUCCGGUCACAGUGCUCGGUGACGGACCCGUGUCGACGGGCCACGGGCCGCCGGCCGUUUCCGUCCGGUCCGGUGUAUCCGGAAGAGCUGGAUUUCGUGGUGGUCGGCGGCGGCGUGGCCGGUUCCGUGGUGGCGUCCCGGCUGAGCGAGGUGGCCGGCUGGACGGUCGGACUGCUGGAGGCCGGGCCCGAGGAGCCGUCGGCCACGUCGGUGCCGGCGUUCGCGUCGGCCGCGAUGGGCACCGACCUCGACUGGCGGUACCUGACCGAGCCGCAGGGCAACGCGUGCCUGGGCGCGGGCGGAAUAUGCGCGUGGCCGCGGGGCAAGAUGUUGGGCGGCACCGGGGCCAUGACGGGCAUGAUGUACUCGAGGGGCCACCGGCGCGUGUACGACGGAUGGCGCGACUCGGGGGUAGUGGGCUGGGGCUACGAGGACGUUCUGCCGUACUUCAAGAAGUCCGAGAGGAACAAGGACACCGACAUGGUGGAGCCCGAGUAUCACGGGUUCGACGGUCCCGUGUCAGUGCAGCGGUUCGCUCACCGUCCCGAGAUGGCAGAGUCCAUCGUGCAGGCCGGUGCCGAGUUGGGCUACAGAACCGGUGACCUUAACGGACGCAAUCAAACAGGGUUUUCCAUAGCCCAGGUGAUGGUGGAUGGCGGCCUGCGAAUGAGCACUUCACGGGCGUACUUGCGGCCCGCUCACGACAGACCUAACCUGUUCGUGAAGAUCAACAGUCGCGUGACUGGGUUGGUGUUGAACAAGCUGAACAAUCGCGUGCAGGGCGUCAAGUACGUGGACCAGUACGGCGAGCACAUGGUGCGCGCCCGAAAGGAAGUGAUCCUGUCGGCGGGCGUCGUCGGUUCCGCGCACCUGCUCCUGGUGUCUGGCAUUGGGCCGGCCGAGGAACUGCUCCGGGCUGGUGUCACCGUUUUCCAGGAUCUGCCGGUCGGUCGGAACCUGCAGCACCACGUGUCCGUCAGCGUCGCUGCCACGGUAAACGCAUCCGAGGAAGCGCACUACCUGACCAUGGACGCGGUGUCCGAGUUCCUGGCCACGCGCACCGGCCCACUGGCCAGCACGGGACUCACGCAGACCACAGGAUUCUUGACCACCUCGUACUCGGUCGACGGGGUGCCCGACGCACAGGUGUACUUCGACGGUCUGGCGCCCAACUGUGACAAGAUCCCGAUGGAUCCGGACGGGCCGGCGUACCGGGAUUAUGACGGCGCGAGGGCGUACGUGUGGGCAAGACCGACGUACCUGUUGACGAGGAGCAAGGGCUACAUAGCGCUGCGGACCGGCAACCCGCUGGACGACCCGAUCAUCCAGCCCAAUUACUUUCAGGACCCGCGGGACGUGCUGGCCAUGGUGGAGAGCAUACGGAUCGUGUUGGCGUUGAUGCGCACGCGAGCGAUGAGCAAGUGGGACAUGCAGCCGGACAUUACGCCGUACCAGGAAUGCGCGCAGCACGAGUACGACUCGGACGCGUACUGGGCGUGUGUGGUGGUCACCGACACGAGGCCCGAGAACCACCAUUCGGGUACCUGCAAGAUGGGACCGACCGACGACCCGGAGACGGUGGUCGACCCGGAGCUCCGGGUGCUCGGCGUGGCCAACCUGAGGGUGAUGGACGCGUCCGUGUUCCCCACCGGGCCCAACUGCAAUCCCAUAGCGCCGGUCAUAAUGGUGGCCGAAAAGGGCUCGGAUCUGGUCAAGCAGACGUGGAGUGCAUAUGUGCACGAGAACAACGUGCCGCCGUACAAACAGCCAACGACCGCACGAUGAUAUGACAAAUAUUAUUUGCGACAUAUUGUAGUCGUCGCGAACCUGGCCGCAAAGGCCAUACGCUGUAUACGUUGUAUUUUUAAUUUGCCAUUAUUUAUUUUUUCUGCGUUUCUCGGAUGACGUGUACAGGCGAUUACACACACGUGUUUUCAGUGUAUUUUUUUUUUGUGUCGAAAAACAAAUCAUCGAUGUAAAAACAGUCCUAAUAAGUAUUCUAAAUAAGUAAGAAGUGUAUAUACUAUUAGAAUUUAUUAACGACCUUGACUUUUAAGAUAUAAAAAACAUAAUAUAUUUUCAAGACCAAAAUAGCCUUUAUGCAUAAGAAGGUUAAUGGUUUUAAGUUAUUUAAUUAAAUAAAACAUUUGCUUUUACUGUGUUCUGGAUUUUAUUUUGGAAUUAAUAUUUAUGGACAAAAGUUAAGAUGAUAAAAAAUUAUAAGAACCAAGAACAUAAUUUAAUAUACCCGUACAGAAAUUAAUAAUCUAACAGAAGUACAUAUUUUUAGGAAAACCAAACGAGUAAUAAUCGGGUAAUUUUAAUAUUUAAAAUAUGUAAGACGCAUACUUGACAAUCGUCAGAUUCUGGAAAAGUAACUUUAUAGUUUUGUCAGUUUUCAUCAUUUAAAUAUUUGGAAAAAAUUAUGGCAC
Rhopalosiphum maidis (corn leaf aphid) is the source of this 2830-nucleotide messenger RNA. Its product is annotated as glucose dehydrogenase [FAD, quinone]-like. The transcript is spliced from 3 exons. NCBI's taxonomy places the organism in Eukaryota, Metazoa, Arthropoda, Insecta, Hemiptera, Aphididae. The coding region runs from base 285 to 2183 and encodes 632 amino acids. Gene Ontology annotation, molecular function: flavin adenine dinucleotide binding; oxidoreductase activity, acting on CH-OH group of donors. The record is from RefSeq and is a predicted model, not a curated record.